GUCAUCGCGCAGGAAUUGCGCGGAGGGCAGGCAGGGCUGUGAAGAUGGCGGACCGUCCAGUUCCAAUCACAGAGAAGCGGCUGAUGGAUGUGAAGCUUGGGGAGCUCUCCCGCUGGGUGGUUGCCCGGGAUUUCACUCCCAAUGGCAUUCUGGGUGCUUUCCGGCGAGGCCAUGAUCGAUACUACAACAAGUAUAUCAACGUGAAACGAGGAGGCAUUGGUGGGGUUGCCAUGUUGCUGGCUGGUUAUGUUAUCGUCAGUUACAUCUGGGAGUAUGAUCACCUGAAGCACGAACGUUGGAGGAAGUACCACUGAAUCACUGGUGAACCCCAGGCCUUUCCGCUCGCUGUAUUUAUGGAGCUGUCAACAAACAAGCCUUUGAGUUGUAAUCAUGGAAAAUAAACUAAUGGCUGGUUUGAA
Molecule: messenger RNA, 419 nt
Organism: Pristis pectinata (smalltooth sawfish)
Lineage: Eukaryota; Metazoa; Chordata; Chondrichthyes; Rhinopristiformes; Pristidae
Product: ATP synthase subunit f, mitochondrial-like
Exons: 4
Coding region: 45-314 (89 amino acids)
Biological process (GO): proton motive force-driven mitochondrial ATP synthesis
Molecular function (GO): proton-transporting ATP synthase activity, rotational mechanism
Source: RefSeq, a predicted model, not a curated record